Messenger RNA from Ahaetulla prasina, 4104 nucleotides. RefSeq names its product C-type lectin domain family 2 member D-like. The transcript is spliced from 6 exons. The record is from RefSeq and is a predicted model, not a curated record. The coding region runs from base 1766 to 2458 and encodes 230 amino acids. Lineage: Eukaryota; Metazoa; Chordata; Lepidosauria; Squamata; Colubridae.
AAUGUAACAAAAUAACGCCCCCAUAUUCCUGCCUCCUUUACACAAUCUAUCACAGCUCUGCUGGGACACCGAUUUUUCUCACAGUGGGCAGAAGCAGAUGGCCCUCAUGUACAGGCAGGAACGUUAACUAUUCAAUUAUUUAUACUGUAUAUUUUUGUAGUCCUCACAUUCUUAAAAUAAGAUUAUUGUAAUGACAUGGUAGAACUGUAGCGGUACUUAGAUAACAAAUCGGUGGUUUCAAAUUACAGUCUUGCAAUUGUUUCCAACUGACUUAUUACUCCACCUUGAGCGAUAUUUAAGGAAGGACAAUGCAAAUAUCAGUGGUAAAUUUAUUCACAAAAAGAAAAUGCUUUAGCUUUAAGGUCUCUUUCAUUCCUAGUAUUGAGCUGUGCAUUCUUUAAAAUUCUUCCAGUGCUUGGUGUAAAAUGCAUCAGGAGUUUCAUCAGAACUGUGAACAAUGAUGCGUCUUCCUUAAUAGGCUAAUUUUGCUUCUUGGAAAGAUUUCCAGGAAAAGGUCUCAAGGUCAUGUUACACUUGGCAAAAUCUCUGCCAGUUUCUAUAGUUAAACAAGCAACAGUUGCUUUCUUACCCAUUCCAAGUUGAACUGAAAGAUUUCUGCAUUCUGAGCCUGCAAGAAAUUUUUUUAAAAUAAGCUUGUGCUAAGGAGUCAAGGAAGAAACAGCCCCACUGCUCCUAUGAUGGAGACCGCCAGCUAUUUCUGCAGCUUAGUUAAUUUUCUCACGAAGUGAGGAGCCCCUGAGGCUCCCCAAUGCUCAUAAACACCCUAAUGCCUGACCUGGCCCAUCUGAGCUGAUUAUAGCUCCUCCUCCAAUGGGAGAUGUUACUGGUGGAAGAACCUGUGGGAUUGAGAGUCUCGCACUCCCACUCUGCUCUCCUAUGGCUCCCCCCUCCCAAAGGACACAAGACUGGAGUCAGGUCAUCCUCGUCCCUUCAGAAGCAGAUGGGCCCCACAGAUGAAGGGGCAAAGAUGGUCUUUUGAAUCAUCAUCAGAGUGACUUGUGCCUCAGCCCAUCAACUCACAGGACAUAAAAACCCAUAGUGUGGCACUAGUUCCAUUUAGUUUUCACGCAGACUGUCCCCAGAAGCCUUGAGUCAAAACUGUUAGCCAGAGUCUCAGCUGGGUUCUGUUUUCCUGAAAGGCCAAUAGGUCACACUGGAACGAGGGAGGCAACUUUCAGCUGUUUAUUUUGGCAAAAAUAGAAAGCCGCACACUUGGGACAGAGGUCCAAAUCAAGUGCCCGGAAUAAUAGGUAGUUCAGAACUUUAUACAAAAUGCUUGUUGCCUCCAACAUGUCAAUCUAUGUGAUUUCUUUCGCAAGGUCAGAGUUUAUAUUUGGUUGAUUACAUUUGUCCUUUUUGAUAUAAGAUGACAUUCGCUGCAUUUAGUACAAGACAGUGAAACCUUUAUAAUGCUAUCGUUGCCAGGGAUUUUCUGCUGCAUGUCUGUACAGGCAGUCCUCGAGUUACGACGACAAUGGAGCCCAAAAUUUCUGUUGCUAAGUGAAACACUUGUUAGGUGAGUUUGCCCCAUUUUACGACUUUUCCUGUCACAGCUGUUAAGUGAAUGACUUCAUUUAUUAAAUUAGUAACAGGGUUGUUAAGUGAAUCUGGGUUUCCCCAUUGACUUUCCUUGUCAGGUGGUCACAAAAGGGGAUCCCAUGACCCCGGGACACUGCAACCGUCAUAAAUAUGGACCACUUGCCAAGCAUCUGAAUUUGGAUCAUGUGACCAUGUAGUUGCUGCAAUGGUCAAUGAGCGAGCGGUAGAUCAAGCUGAUACCAUGUAUUGCCCUUCAAGGCAUUCAAGCUGGACUGCGGAAAGCAGCCCCGGCUCUUCCUGCGUUUUCAUCGCAGAGAGUUCCAGUGCAGCGGAGACGCCACCUGCUUCAUUACCACGGAAAACAUGUUUCGAGACAUUCCAAUCGGCUGUUAAUAAACACAGAAACAUAUUAAUUGUAUCUGUCAUUUCCCACAUCAUCUUCAUCAUCAUCAUUUUUAUCCUCGUCGUCUGCCUGAUUUAUUAUCAGGGAAGAUCAGUGCCAUCAAAUCACCAAAAGGAUGCCAUAAAUUGUCUACCUGUUCCCUGUCCACCUGAUUGGAUUGCACAUCAGGGACACUGCUACAAACUUUCACAUGAGGAAAAGAACUGGGAGGAGAGCCAGAACUACUGUAUUUUGCAUAAUGCUUCCCUGGCCAAAAUUACACAGGAGGAAAAGGAUUUUGUGACGAUGCUUACAAGAAACCACGUCUUUUGGAUCGGCCUCAAGAGCAAACCAGAUCAGCCCUGGAAGUGGCUAGAUGGAGAACAUUCAACGUUGGAAGUCAUGGGAAAUGGAGGAGACUGUGCGUAUUUGGAUGAUGAUGCCACCGCCAGCUCAGGGAGAUGCACCAUUGAACACCGAUACAUCUGCAAAAAAAAUGAUCCUAAGAGAUCCUGAAAGAGAAUCCUAUCUCCCCCCGCCCAAGAGUUCACUGGUAUUUUAAAGAAGCUGAAUAUUCCUGAUUGCUAUUAGGAUAUUUUGUUCCUUCUGGAAUGACUUUCUGUGCUGGCUUAAGAGGUUGGGAGUGAAUAUAGUGACCAUGCAGAAGAAGCACCGGUUUUAUUUCGAGGAGUUUAUGACAUAUUUUGAUUUCUCUUUCAUGCUAAGAAAAGUCUAGAAGUUUAGAGUUCAUUCUGAGCUAGCCUGCUUGUUUUUCACUCUUGCCCGCUGAACAAAGGAGAAGAGAGAGGCGGGAGAGAUCUUCAGUUAAACUUCAGAACUGAGAAAGUCUCAGACUUUCUAUUUCCUUCCGGACUUGUGCGGCAGCCAAGUAAGAUCAGGUGGUGCUGUCUCCUGAUCAUGGCAAGGCCAUGAAGUCAUAGUGUCAAGUUUUGUUCAAAUCUUUGCAGUUGUGUUGCUUGUGGGUAGCUUCUACACAGAACCUAAUAUUAGUUAGCUAUUAUUCUUGAUGAUUGAUAACCUGACUGAUUCUCUUGAAGAGAAUGAGGCAGUCUCAGAGACUGUUUUAUUGCAGUUGCUUAUCUGUUGCUCGGCAUUUCAGUUUGUACCAGCAAUUCCACCCUCUGUUUCGCAAUAAGAGUUCAACACUGGCUGCAGGAGCCUUUGGAGAGAGAAAGAGGGAGGGGGGAGAGGAGAGGAGAGGAGAGAAAAGAAGAGAAGAGAAGAGAAGAGAAGGAAGGUUGAGUCUAGAGGAAAGAAAAUUGAAGUUGGAGGCACUCACCGGGAAGAUCAACACGAGAAAGGCCAGAAAGGCCCAACAGAGACUCCACUUCCUUAGGGUCUUGUGAAAAAACAAAGCGGAACAACACCUGAUGACCACCUUUUACCGGUCCACAAUAGAAAGCGUCUUCACUCAGUGCAUUACGGUGUGGUAUGCUGCCUUGACAGCCUCGGAUAGAAAGACAUUACAGAGGGUGGUAAGCAUAGCACAAAACAUCGUGGGCUGUCCCCUGAUACCAGCAGAUUACAUCACUAGAACUCGCUGCCUUAGAAGAGUGAGGAAAAUCCUCAGGGAUAACUCACACCCUGGUCAGCACUUCUUUAUUCUCCUUCCAUCGGGAAGUAUAGGCAGCCACACAAACAGGUUGAAGAACAGUUUUUAUCCAUGGGCUGUCAGACUCCUGAAUGAAAAAUAACUACAACAACAUAGUACGAUUGACUCGCGGGGCCAGCACGACAUGCAAUAAGUUCACAUGGUGCAAUAGGAUUGGGUGAUUUUUAGCAGGAAUCACUGGGAUAGAGGUUGUUUUUUUUUUGUCCUUCACUGUGAGUUGUACUGUGUUGGGGUGGUGGUGCAUGAAGGGAGGCUCAGCCAGUCUCGUAGUACACAUGUUGUACUCUGACAAUAAAGGUUUGAAUUGAUUUGACCGUCUCUUAAAAUGUGACUUUUAGUUGGACUGAUGACCCCAAAUGGAAAUGAAGCGGAUCAAGUGGCUAAUUUGAUAGUAUUCUUCACCCUUGGGGAAGAAUUCUCAAACCUGAUUGGCUGAGCCCUCUGACAGCUCCCUAUAAACGGGCAAGCCGUCAGAAUGGCUGGCUGCUGGGAUUGUACAUAGUUGCUGAAUAAAGAGCUGUUGUCUGUA